Messenger RNA from Telopea speciosissima, 1156 nucleotides. Its product is annotated as methylesterase 17-like. The transcript has 4 exons. NCBI's taxonomy places the organism in Eukaryota, Viridiplantae, Streptophyta, Magnoliopsida, Proteales, Proteaceae. Gene Ontology annotation, molecular function: methyl salicylate esterase activity; methyl indole-3-acetate esterase activity; methyl jasmonate esterase activity. The coding region runs from base 243 to 1118 and encodes 291 amino acids. Gene Ontology annotation, biological process: salicylic acid metabolic process; jasmonic acid metabolic process. The record is from RefSeq and is a predicted model, not a curated record.
AAUGUGUCUUGCAACUAUAAAUGAGUUUCUUAAUUGAAGUGGAAAGAUAAUGAAUAUGAAAUUUCAGCUUACACUUGGAAGGAGGAGUAAAUAAAGCCAGCUGGAUCCGAGGUUACAAGAAGAACAAGAGAAGGAGAGAGAGCAGAAGACGUUAAUUAUAUAACUGUAAUUGGUGUCUGAAACUCUGAAUUGGGCUCCAGAUUCAAGAACAGAAAUUGAGAGUUGAAAGAGGGAGAGAUUCCAUGGAGGAGACGACGUGCAACAACGAGAGUAACGGAGGAGCAGCAGCAGCAGCAGCACUAGCUGAUGGUGUAGAAGGAGAGUGUGAGUCGCAGUCGUCGUCGGCGUCGUUGCACUUCGUGUUGGUGCAUGGAUUAGGGCACGGGGCAUGGUGCUGGUACAAGAUCAGGUCCCUUCUCGAGAGCUCCGGCCACAAAGUCUCCUGUCUAGACCUCAAGUCCGCCGGAAUCGACCCUUCCAAUGCUUCCUCCGUUCUCACCUUCGAUGACUACAACCAACCUCUCAUCGACUUCCUCUCCGCCUUGCCUCCACAUGAUCAAGUGAUACUGGUGGGGCACAGCGCCGGAGGGUUAAGCGUGACUGAUGCAAUUCAUAAAGUUGGAAAGAAGAUCCAUGUCGCCAUCUACGUCGCUGCCACCAUGUUGCGUUCUGGCUUCUCCACUCCACUUGAUGUCCUCCAUGGUCAACCAGAUUUAUCUGAGUUUGGGGACGCAUAUGAAAUAGGGUUCGGAUUGGGACUGGAUCAUCCACCCACCAGCGCCAUUGUUAAGAAAGAAUUUCAGCGCAAAAUCUUUUACCACUUGAGCCCUCUAGAGGACUCAAUCCUAGCGUCAAUGCUAAUGCGUCCAGCGCCGGUCAUAGCCCUACAGACGGCAAGGUUCAGCGAAGGACCGGAAGCGGACCAAGUGAAACGGGUAUACAUCAAGACAGUGCAUGACCGAGUUCUUACGCCCAAGCAGCAGGAUGAGAUGGUUAAAAUGUGGCCACCUUCUCAGGUGUUUGAACUGGAGACUGACCAUAGUCCCAACUUUUCCACUCCCCUUGAACUCUUUAGCAUUCUGCUCAAAGCCUCCUCUAGGUCUACCCUUGGCAAUUAGGAAGCUUGUGCGCAGUGCCUCCCAACAAUUAAUUUUCA